Molecule: messenger RNA, 6339 nt
Organism: Prorocentrum cordatum
Lineage: Eukaryota; Dinophyceae; Prorocentrales; Prorocentraceae
Source: the annotation of a GenBank genome assembly
AUGCUUCUUGAAGGCGACGCCACCACAGCGGGCAGGAUGAUGCAGAUCAAGACUAGCAUUACUGAGCGGUGGUGCAGCGUGGUCGGGGACAAGCUGAGCUUAUGGAACCACGUGCCGCACAAGAUAGCAUUCCGUGAAGUUCGAGACCGGGCGCUUGCGAAUUGCGUCGGUCGGGUCAUAGAGGCUGAGCACAAGCAGACGAAGGGCGCAGUUACUCGAAACUUCACCUACGCGAAGCCAGCUGUGGCGCGCGCGAGGCAGCGCAAGUUGCAGGCCCUGUCGACCCUGGCUGACCCCAAAGCGAUGCACUGGCUCGCGCAGCACUGGUCCGACAAAGAUCAUUGGAAGAGAGUUCUGGCUCACGUAUCACAGGGGGACGAGGUCCCCCGUCUCACUCUGGCGCAGAGGCACGAGAAGUUGAGAAUUCGGCACGUUGCGAAGAACUCGACAUCUAUCAACGUUCAGGUUUUCAAGGUUAUUGAAUGGUCCGAUGGUCCUACAGUGACGCUGCGCGCGGUGCCUGGCAUCGUGCGCUUUGAUCUCCUGUGUUUGAACAGCGCAGGCCGCCUGAGGGAGCUCAUGGAGCACUUCGUCAAGUGGAACAUCGGAGAGUCCACUCGCAAGGUCGAUCUCAUUCCUUUGCCAGCGCCCGGAGCUCCAGGAAUGCUGCCUAUUCUUCACCCUGAAGUCCCCGACGAGGAGAUCGCGAUCGCGCCUGUCGGUGACGAUGCGCGCGAGCCGAAUGUCCUGACCCAGGGGGCUCGCCUUGUUGCACAGCACCUGGUUGACAUGAAGGCCUUCUCUGUGUGCGACGCUCGUGUACCACUUCUUGCACUACCAGAUGCCAGUGGCAGAUCUAUUCCCGAGCUGGUCGAGACAGGCAUUGUGAUUGAGAGUGAGAGUGCAGAUAUUGGUGCUCACGCGUUCUUGACAGACGUCGCGAAGCGGCCCAAGAUGUACUAUCUGUGCCUAGCCAGGUCGGGUGCCAUCUUUGGGCGGCAAGCUGAUCUCGAACACAUCGACCAGUAUGCGACGGAGUCGUACUACAAGUGCAUCGUGUACAUGAAGAAUUUGUGCAGCAUCAUCGCCAUGGACGUGCCGAAUACUUCGGACAGCACCUUCAAGGACACGUUCAAGGGCAUGCAGCUUUACGAGCUUGUGGAUGACAUGGACGAUGACGGCGAGCCAGAGCUCGAAUUGGAGGAGCCUGCGCCCCCAGCCGCACUUCCUGCGGUUGCGCCGCUACCAGCCUUGAUGCCAGACUUACACUUGCCCCCUGUGGUCUACGUGGAGGACGGGGUUGAGUACAAGGCCGUCUUCGACAAGUUUACCCAUCUUAGUGGGCACAGGCCGACGUUGCGGCUUGCACGAGAGCUUCCGAUCUCAGAGCCGUGCGCAGGCAUGUUUAGUACUCACGUUUGUCUUAGAGAGUGGGGCAUCAACUACAGACCAGUGAACGUCUUCGAUAUGAUCGAGUGCUACAGAGAAGGCGACUUGCUGCAGUUCCCUCUUGCUGGGCUCAAGGAUUGCGACGGGCUUAUCGGGGGGCCGCCCUGCCCUCCAUGGGCUGCGAACGGGAAGCGCAAGGGUUGCCGAGAUGUUUGCAGCCUCGUGUAUGAUAGGCUCAUUGAGUGGAUCGUGCAUCUUGCAUCACGCGGUCAAUUGCUCUUCUUUGCCCUGGAGAAUGCCACAGGUAUCUUGUCAGAGUCCUCAGCCGGUCAUGGUUCUCAGCGUUACGUCGACUACGUGAUCAACUCCUUCAGGAAGCACAUCCCCUUCUUCUCCGUGACUUAUCACGUGGUGGAUACUGCGACGCUGACGCCUCAGAGGCGCAAGCGAUGCUGGGUCGUCGGCGUCAGGAAGGAUGUUCUUAGAGGGCAGCCACUUCCAUCUCCGCUACCCAUUGAGCGGCUUCCCAAGGUCGACCUUGCGGAUCUGCUCAACCCCAGCCUCGCGAACUUGGGCCCAGACGACUUGGACGAUCGGCUCCGCCGCAACCUGGCAGACUACAUGGGGGUCGUCAUCUUCGAUUUGGAAAGAGGUUUCGGCAAAGGGUGGAAGCCAAACAUCGCCUACGACGAAGCGCCCGCCUUCACCACCAAGACUACCAAACUGUUCGUGGCGAGCACCACCGAGCUGGACCUUGACCCUUUCAAUCGGAUGUACCGUCGUUUUCUGGCACCGGAGGAGAGGCUCGCGAUGCAGGGCCAUGGGCCUGACGUGGCGCGUUUCUUGGGCGAGGCGGCGCUGGUUAAGGCAUGCGGGGAUGCCUUCCCUGUGCCGAUGGUAGGCGCCGUGAUCAUCCCUGUAUUGCAGGCCGUCUGGGACGGCGGGAUAGCGACGGAGGGCCACGUCUCGCGCUCGCGCACUGCUGAGUACACAAAGAAGAAGGAUGCGAAGAAGCCGCUGACUGAUGAGGACGUGGACGUGAUGGCGAACAUCAACAAAAUGGCCCCAGACGAGAAGGCGGCCUUCUACCGCGCCGAGAAGCGUUUUAACCUGGAGCGGAAGUUGUCGCUGCAUUCGCGCCUUCGAAUUCGCCAUCGCACCCAAAAGGCGAAGCAGGUGGCCAAGGGCGGCUCGAGCAAUGGGAAGCGCAGCUUCGCAGGCGUCAAGGGCUCCGUCGAGCGCAGCAAGGUUCAGAGUUUGACGCGAGAUGAGCUGGACCUCUCCGAAACGUUCGAAGACUUCGCCCUCAGGCAGAUCGGCUUCAAGCGCUGUGAGGACGAGGCAGGUGCGAAACCAUUAUGGCUCGAGGCUCUGGCUGACCCUCAGAAACAGAAGAUCAAGUUUCGUGGCCAGUGGUUGCUCGGUAAGUUCGGCGGCGCCGCCAUGCACAAAGCGGUAUCUGACGAGUUGAGGAACGCCUUGAAGCUGGCUCAGAUGAUUGACAGCAAGGAGGGCCUCGACGAGUUCCUGACAGAGAGCGCGGAUCUUCAGGCGCGCCGCGAGAAGGGGAUCAAGAAGGACUACAUGGUGCAGCCCGACAAGGACCAGCCAGAGGUGAACGACUACGACGUCGAGGGCAGCGUGAAGGUCGACGAGGGGACGAUUAGCGACAGGGCUGUCAUGAAGACGAUCACCGCGCAGAUCGCCAAGAUGGCCGAGGACCUGGCCGAGCAGGAGAAGAGCAUCAUCGAGGCAGCCGCGGCGAAAUCGAGGUCAUCUGAGCAACCCACGCCUGAGCCAUCUCCGAACAGGAAGCCGAAGACUUCUGUCGCGGUGGCCAAGAUGGGUCUGGAGUCCGCUAUCAUCAGCCUGCGCGCCACCAUCGAAAGCAAGGUCGAGAACCUCAAGACGAAGUUCUACCAGGAGGCGAGCGAAGAACUUCGAGGCAUCCUGGACACGGAGGGGAAGCAGGAUCUGAAGGAUAUGACAGACGCCUUCGAGGUCAAGUUCGGGUCGUACUCGGCGAAGGCCGAGGACAGGAAGACGGAUAUCAGGAACUUGCUUGCGAAUCUGGACGUCAGCAUCGGCGCGGAGGCCAUCAUGAGCAAGAAAUGUGAGAUCAUCGUUUCUGCCAAAAUGUUCUGCAAGUCACAGGGCGCUGAGAUCAAGACCCUGGUGACUGAGCUCACUACCAUGAGCACAGACAUGAAGGCUUACGGCAAGAGUGCCCGGAAGGCGACAGAGAACAGGAACAAGGAGGCGACCAAGCACCUGCACAGCAAGAAUGCCUUGGUUGAUAGCCCUGGGAAGUUCGCAUCGCCCCUCACGUCCACGUUCUGGGCCCACCACCAGUGCGAAGCGAAUCAGGCGGCAUCGGGCAUCGGCAUCCACUGGGACAUUGGGCAGGAUUUCAUGAAGAACGGCAGCGCAGUCUUGAUCCCGUCCGAGAGGACGACGGAAUGCGUCAAGACGAUCGUGGAGCUGGCGUGCUACAGGUCUCAGAAGGCUUGGGUCAAGGCGGCGAUGGCCAAGACUACUCAUCACACGAGCGCCGCGUACAUCGUCAAGGAUUCCGCCAAGAAGACCGUGGAGUCGAGCAUCGCAUCCAUCGUCGAUGCCUCGGUGCGCCCCGGGCAGACGCGUGAUGGCUGCCCAUGGUUGAACGACCUCGCGGCGGUGAAAUUCUGGCACCACACGAAGGACUUGCACUCGAUCUCCAAUACUCCGCAUUGCAUGCCGCAGGUUCGCUUCGCCUUGGAGGGCGAGGCGGCGCUGGCUGGACUUCCCGUCGGCGCCGUGGUUGCGGACGCGCUGGUGGCGAAGCGGACCUCCCUGAUGAACAUGAGCUUGACCGACAUCUUCAACUUGGUCCAGACGAAAGGCGGCACCGCGGUGAAGCUCAAGCCCGGGUCGAUCGUCCUGCCCCCAGGGAAUUUCAUGAUCGUGGAGGUCGCUCUUGGCGGCGCCGAGGUGCACGGCCUGUGCUGGUCGCUGCUCGGCUCAAGGAGCCUGGCUUCCGUGUGCCUGCCGAUCUUGGAGCAGCUUCUGAAGGGGGCCGUCAGCAUGAAGAAGUCGCCGCACGUGGAGUUGCAGAAUCACCUGCAGGAGAUCACGGAGGCUGCGCCAGAGGACAUCUCCAUAGACUCUGGCUCGCAGGUCAGCCCCACCCAUCCCGAGGACGACGUUAGUGACACAGCCCCUCCUGCGGACGACAAGGUUGCCGAGGACCCCCCGCAGCUCUGGACAAAGCCUCCUGGCAGGCUGCUGCACAUUGCCUUCCACGUGGCGCGUCCGACGCUGGCGCACUCCAGCUCGGGCUGCAUCGGCGCAGCGCUCGCGAUCGCCCAGCAGCAGGCCGACCUGGAGGCGGAGAACUACCGCAGGGCCCAGGGCGGCGAGCAGCAGCUGUCCAGGCUAGUAGAGCAGGUGCAGUCCUCCGUGAUCGACGUCGAGCGCAUGGGCAAACGCCUGGAGGCGGAUAAGGGCCUGGAGCGGGGUGCGCGCGAGCGGCAGCUCGAGGAGAGGGAGAAGAGGACGCGCGAGCUGGAGAUGAGGCUGUCGUCGGAGACCAGGGAGGUGGAGGAGCAGCGGCGAAGGGUGUCCGAGCUCGUGAGGCGCAUGGAGGACAGCCAGCUCGAGGACAAGGCGGCCGCCGCCGCGGAGCGCGAGCGCCUCGAGGCCGAGCACCGGCGGCUGCUGGAGCUGCAGCAGGCGGUCCGCGACAGCGACAGGAGCAGCAAGGAGGCUCUGAAGCAUGCCUGGGCGCAGCUUGAGGACGGCCGCCGGGCCCUCCAGCAGGAGCGCCUCGCCUUCGAGGGCGACGCCAGCGCCCGCAAGGAGGAGGCCGACGUGCAGGACCGGCACCUGCGGCAGGAGGCCGAAAGGCUGCAGAUGCUGCACCAGCAGGUCGAGGUGGCCCGGCAGAACGCCUCGCGCCGCAUCCGCGAGACCGAGGCCACGAUCGCGGGUGAGCGCCGCAGCCUCAUGACCGACUUGGAGGUCUACGAGGAGAAGCGCGUGGCCCUCGCCGAGGAGGCCGCGAGGCUCGCUGCGGGCAGGGCCGCCCUCGAGGGCGCGAGGGCGUCCUUCGAGGAUGAGGUGAAGAAGGUGGGCUCCAUGGCAUCCGAGAUGCAGAGGCGCUCGGAGGAGGUGAGGGCCCUUCACGACCAGACCGCACUGGCCUACGCCGAGGUCCAGAGGCUCCGCGGCGCGUUGCAGGAGGAACGCCUCGCGCAGGGCAGCGAGAUGGAGCGGCUCAAGACCCUGCAGCAGAUGAUCGAGCAGCAGCGGCUGCAGCUACUCCAGACAGAGAAUCAGCUGUGCGUUCGAGGCAUCGAGGACAUCGACAUGAUGGUCACGACGUCCGCCACCUUCCCAGCCGACUGCGGGCCAGGCGGCGCCGCGGACAUCGCGCACCCGGAACAGUCGUGCGCCGCGGCGGUGUGGCAGCCUGGGGGCCUCCCGGGGUCGUCCGCGCAGGAGGGCGGCUACCACGCGUCGACGCCCCCGCCGCAAGCCGCCGCCCCGAGAAGGGUCACGCCUCCUCCCGUCGCCGCCACCCCGUGCCGCGCGGGCGCCGCCCCGUGGCCGCCGGCCUGCGGCUCGGGCUCCCGGGUGGAGCUGCAGACGCUGCUGCACCGCACGCGCGAGGAGUCUGGCAAGCUGCAGCUGUUCAUCCAGGAGCAGUACCGCUUCCUGCGGCACGAGGUGACGUCCGCCGCCUCCGAGCGCGUCUCCGCCGCGGCGGGCGGGCCCCUCGGGGCCAUGGGGCAGCCCGCGGCCUCGUGGGGGCGAGGAGACGCCGCGGGGUUUCGAGCACUGGGUCUCCAGGGGGAGGGCACGAGCGGAGGGGGCUCCAUCGACGAAGUCGAGCACGCCCCCGCGCCGUGGCUGCCGGCGCGCCUGGGGGCCGCGUCGGAGCUCGACGGGACCUCGGGCUCCACGGCGUGA